Messenger RNA from Cantharellus anzutake, 2010 nucleotides. RefSeq names its product dynactin p62 family-domain-containing protein. Lineage: Eukaryota; Fungi; Basidiomycota; Agaricomycetes; Cantharellales; Hydnaceae. Gene Ontology annotation, cellular component: dynactin complex. The record is from RefSeq and is a predicted model, not a curated record. The transcript is spliced from 5 exons. The coding region runs from base 142 to 1839 and encodes 565 amino acids.
CAAAGAUUCAACUUGGUACAGUUCAACAGAGUUCAACACACUUCUGAUCCCUUUGACUUUUUCCCAGAGCGAAGGGGAUAAACAUUGUCUAGUAAUCCGAGGGCUCGAGAGCGUGACUCCAACUGAUCUUCAACGACUAUCAUGGUCGGCCCGGGUGUUCUGUAUCACUGCACAUGCACAAGUUUUCCCUCAACAUCAUCUGGGGUCUCCGGGACAACGCUAAUUCCCCCCUUUCCGCUGCAUCCCUCGUAUCCCUACGCGUUUCAUCCUCUACCUAAUUUAUAUUUCUGUGAAGAGUGCGACAAGAUACGAUGCAAUCGUUGCAUCACUGUGGAAGUCAGCGGAUACCACUGUCCUAACUGCUUAUUCGAAGUGCCUAGUGCCAGUGUUCGUGCAGAAAAGAAUCGUUGCGCGAGAAAUUGCUUCCAGUGCCCUCAAUGCAGCAAUACACUGUCUGUGGUAUCUUCGGACCCGCAACCCACCAGUGACUCGCGCGUACUGCCUGCUGUGAGCGUUGUUGGCGAACCUCCAUUUUUUCUUUAUUGCAACUACUGUCGCUGGGACUCCACAGAAGUUGGCAUAACUUUCGACAAACCCACAGGCUUAGCGCUGCAACUCCAGAAAACAGAGGACAGCUCGUACGACGCUAUUGAAUUUGAUCGCUUGAAAGAGCACUUCGAGCCUGUCAUGCGCAAUUCAGCGAAUUCUCAGCCUACGACCGGUGCGCACAGCCUGCAUCAAGGUUCCUCACGAACCUCUGCCUUAAGUGCGAUAAAUGCAGCCGCUUCUUCGGCUUUGGCACGCGAAAUACCUGGGCUACGCAAGAAGCGCGUAGAUUCAAAUACUUCCAAAGACGAAUACGGAGGGUUCUACAAGAGCCGCGCUGACUGUGUCUCCGGCCGGGAGGAGCACAUUGCAGAGGUGGACUGGCUCAGAAACUUGACUCAAGAAGAGUUUACACUGGGUGAAGUGGCAUCCCUCGAGCAGAGAUGGAUAAACAGCUGGACGCAAUCCCUGAAAUCGUCCGCGCUUCGACCGCUGCGCAUACCCUUACACUCAAAACAAACAAAGAGAUGUCCCAAAUGCCGGCACAUUCUGAUAAAGCCCGAACAAAAAUCGCAAAGCAUAAGAUUCAAGAUCAAACUAAUGGCAGCUAAUUAUGUACCUUCAAUUGACGUAAUGGUCAAGCAUCCCCCUCCUACCACUGCACCUAGUGCCAUGUCCCGGACCAUGGCGGCCAAAGCUAAGCAAGUGGCUGGGGGAGAUGACCCCAAUGCAGGACAACCUCUUCAACCAGGGAAAUCGUACGCCUUCCAACUGUCUCUAACGAACCCGCUGUAUGAACCUGUUCAAGCUCGUGUUACUGUCCAGAAACCACCGUCAAAGCAGGGCAAUAAACGAGCUCCUUUCACCAUAUCACUUCCCUCCAAUCCGUUCCCGAUCGGGGCUUUUGCGGAGGCAUGGGAAUAUGACGAUGAAGGGGAGGAUGUGGAAAUGAAUGAAGAUGAUAUUGAGGACUUGCUCGCUGGACGAGAGUCAAGUCCGGCUCCAGGUAGAGACGAUACAAAACGAGAGACAAACAAGGAAAGCAGCAAUGUGGGCUUUCUCGAAAGGAGAGCCAAUAUAACGAAAAUAGGAGGGGAGGUUAUUGUUGGCAAUGAGAGUUCUAAUCCUCUUCAGUUCAAUCUUCUGAUAUCAUAUACGUAUAGGGCGGAAGAGCAAUCGUCUUCAGUGGAAGUCUCAACGGCUGACGCUCCAUCGCGCUCAACAGGAGGCGAGACGAAAACGUUUUCGUUUUACAUUACUGUCAAUCUGGGCCCAGUAGCGACGGUAUCCUGAUGAUGUGAUGGGUCGCCCCGCCGCCCAUGACUGUUAGUUUCGUUGUACUCGCACUUAGUGUAGAGGGUUGUUGUUGUUGAACUCUUGUUUGUCGCGUGACGAUGCGACAGUGCGGCUACCCCUACUCUAAUCUACAUUGAGUUUACAUGUAGGAACGGAAUGAGAGACGGC